AUGGGAAGUUAUUUGUCACGCCGCCGUGAAGCAUUGGCUGCACAACCGCCACAAUACAACUCAAGGGCCAAUGUGUAUGAAGUUGCUCCAUCAAAAGCGGAGCGUAUUGAAAAUGAAAAAGAACGUCGCAUCCAAAUCGAACUUGCUCGACAACAACAUCAACUGCAACAUAUUCCUUAUCCUCCGGGCUUUAUAGAUCAUUCCUUAAACUAUGAACGUGGGAUUCACAGAAAAAAAUUGGUCAAUCAUCUUGGUCCUAAAUAA
Caenorhabditis angaria is the source of this 264-nucleotide messenger RNA. The record is from the annotation of a GenBank genome assembly. Lineage: Eukaryota; Metazoa; Nematoda; Chromadorea; Rhabditida; Rhabditidae.